Fragaria vesca subsp. vesca is the source of this 333-nucleotide messenger RNA. RefSeq lists its product as uncharacterized. NCBI's taxonomy places the organism in Eukaryota, Viridiplantae, Streptophyta, Magnoliopsida, Rosales, Rosaceae. The record is from RefSeq and is a predicted model, not a curated record. Bases 1 to 333 code for a protein of 110 amino acids. The transcript has a single exon.
AUGCUACAGGAAUUGGAAGAGCUCGACCAAGCUCGGUUGGAUGCUUACAACAGAAUGGAAGCUCAAAAGCGCGCAAUGGCCAGAGCUUACAACAAGCGUGUCAACAACAAAACCUUUGCUGAAGCUGAUUUGGCCUGGAAAGCGGUCCUCCUUGAGACCGAAAAAGAUCCAAAAUAUGGAAAGUGGUCACCUCGGUGGGAAGGACCAUUCGUGGUAGAUCACAUCAUCGGGAAUGGAGAGUAUCAUCUUCGAGACCAUGACGGCGAGUUGCAUUCCAUGCCUAUCAAUGGUCAACACUUAAAAAAGUAUUACCCAACUGCAGGGGAAAUGUGA